This is a messenger RNA of Talaromyces stipitatus ATCC 10500, 687 nucleotides long. Its product is annotated as NUDIX domain protein. The record is from RefSeq and is a predicted model, not a curated record. The transcript has 2 exons. The coding region runs from base 1 to 687 and encodes 228 amino acids. NCBI's taxonomy places the organism in Eukaryota, Fungi, Ascomycota, Eurotiomycetes, Eurotiales, Trichocomaceae.
AUGGCCACAAACAUGGCCGGCUCACCACUCUACAGCUACACCGUCGCGCCUCACCUAGCCGCUGAAUUCGACGUCCCCUUCGCCGACUUUGCGCUUGCGCACCCUCAAUAUAAAUUCUUUGUUGUCGCCGGUUUCGUAUUCACGAAGCGCUCUCAUUCCCAACCUCUACCGGCCUCUGCAUCAGAAUACGUCAAGAUAAAACACUUAUCCUCAUCAGCCACAACAUCCAAAUCAGAACGAGGGCAGAACGAGCCACUAAUGCUAAUCAUUCAACGCGCCCUCGACGACUCCUACGGCGGCUACUGGGAUUUCCCCGGGGGCUCGCUGGAGCCCCACGACCAAACAAUCCUAGACGGCGUGGCGCGCGAAGUCUUGGAAGAAACCGGUUUGCACGUGAGUAAGAUCCGUGAUAUAGUCCGCAUCGACACAUGGAUUGGAUCCAAGAGUCAGAUGUUGGUGGCUGGGAAAUUCAGUUUUGUGGUUGAUGUGCAUGAAGCCGCGGAUACGGUGGGGUGGGAGGAGAAAAUCAAAUUGGCGCCGGAGGAGCACGUGAGGUGGUUGUGGGUGAGUGAGGAGGAGAUUGAGAAGAGUGCUGUUAGGCCGGGAGAGGAUAGAAUUGUGCCUUAUGCGUUUGUGGGCGUGCAGGGGGAGACGGCAUGGGAGGCGUUCAAGACGUGUCCUGCAUGA